CGGCAGGGCGGAGGCGGCGUUGGAGAAUCGGGGGCCGCAGGGCCCCCGGCAUGGAGGAGGCGGCGGCGGCCGCGGCGCUCCCGAGGCGGCGGCAGCGGGAGCGAGGGAAUGGUACCUGACUUGAGCAACGCGGGCGGAUGCUGAGCCGUGGCCGUAAAAUUCCCAAAUUUAGGAUCGCAGGCAGCUGCAGAAGUGAGAUAUCCUUAUAAAAGAGGUGAGUGCUGUGCCUGCUGAACUUCCCGGGACCCGCCAGCCAUGCCAGGGAUUGUCGUGUUCCGCCGGCGCUGGUCUGUGGGCAGCGAUGACCUGGUUCUGCCAGCCGUCUUCCUCUUCCUUCUUCACACCACCUGGUUUGUGAUUCUCUCGGUGGUGCUCUUCGGGCUGGUGUACAAUCCCAACGAGACGUGCUCCCUGAACCUGGUGGACCACGGCCGGGGCUACCUGGGAAUCCUGCUGAGCUGCAUGAUCGCCGAGCUGGCCAUCAUCUGGCUCAGCAUGCGCGGGAGCAUCCUGUACACGGAGCCGCGGGAUUCCAUGCAGUACGUCCUCUAUGUCCGACUGGCGAUCCUGGUGAUUGAGUUCGUGUACGCCAUCGUGGGCAUCGUGUGGCUGACACAGUACUACACCUCCUGCAACGACAUCACAGCCAAGAGUGUCACCCUGGGAAUGGUGGUGUGCAACUGGGUGGUGAUCCUGAGUGUGUGCAUCACUGUGCUGUGUGUCUUUGAUCCCACGGGACGCACCUUCGUCAAGCUCCGUGCCACCAAACGCCGGCAGCGCAACCUAAGGACCUACAACCUCAGACACCGCCUGGAAGAGGGACAAGCCAGCAGCUGGACACGCAGGCUCAAAGUGUUCCUUUGCUGCACACGGACAAAGGACUCCCAGUCGGACGCCUACUCCGAGAUCGCCUACCUUUUUGCGGAAUUUUUCCGGGACCUGGACAUCGUCCCCUCUGACAUCAUCGCGGGGCUGGUUCUCCUGCGGCAGCGGCAGCGGGCCAAGCGCAACGCCGUGCUGGAUGAGGCAAACAAUGACAUUUUAGCUUUCCUGUCUGGAAUGCCAGUGACCAGGAACACCAAAUAUCUGGAUCUGAAGAAUGCGCAAGAGAUGCAGCGGUACCGGGAGGUGUGUUACUACAUGCUCUUCGCCUUGGCUGCCUAUGGAUGGCCCAUUUACCUCAUGAGGAAGCCCACAUGUGGACUCUGCCGCCUGGCCAGAUCCUGCUCCAGAUGUUGCUGCCUGUGCCCGUCGCGCCCACGCUACGCGCCCGGCGUCACCAUCGAGGAGGACAAUUGCUGUGGCUGCAACGCCAUCGCCAUCCGGCGCCACUUCCUGGACGAGAACAUGACCUCCGUGGACAUCGUCUACACUUCCUGCCACGAUGCUGUUUAUGAAACCCCUUUCUAUGUGGCUGUGGACCAUGACAAGAAGAAGGUGGUCAUCAGCAUCCGGGGAACUCUGUCCCCAAAAGAUGCCCUGACGGAUCUGACGGGGGACGCAGAGCGCCUGCCGGUUGAGGGACACCAUGGAACGUGGCUGGGACACAAGGGAAUGGUGCUGUCUGCUGAGUACAUCAAGAAGAAGCUGGAGCAGGAGAUGGUGCUGUCCCAAGCUUUUGGACGGGAUUUGGGAAGAGGAACAAAACACUACGGCCUGAUUGUGGUUGGGCAUUCCCUUGGCGCUGGCACAGCUGCCAUCCUGUCCUUCCUGCUGCGUCCCCAGUAUCCAUCCCUGAAGUGCUUUGCUUAUUCCCCUCCAGGUGGGCUGCUCAGUGAGGAUGCCAUGGAGUAUUCCAAGGAGUUUGUGACUGCGGUGGUGCUUGGCAAAGAUCUGGUACCCAGGAUUGGGCUCUCUCAGCUGGAGGGAUUUCGCCGGCAGCUUCUGGAUGUUCUCCAAAGAAGCACCAAACCAAAGUGGCGGAUCAUUGUGGGGGCUACCAAGUGCAUUCCCAAAUCCGAGCUUCCCGAGGAGCCAGAGGAGAACUCGGUGACAAGCAACCGGCUCUGGACACAUCCCAGUGACCUGACCAUCGCCCUGAGUGCCAGCACCCCCCUGUACCCCCCGGGCCGCAUCAUCCACGUGGUGCACAACCACCCUGCUGAGCAGUGCUGCUGCUGUGAGCAGGAGGAUCCCACCUACUUUGCCAUCUGGGGGGACAACAAGGCCUUCAACGAGGUGAUCAUCUCCCCGGCCAUGCUGCACGAACACCUCCCCUACGUGGUCAUGGAAGGGCUCAACAAGGUCUUGGAGAACUACAACAAGGGGAAAACAGCUCUGCUUUCCGCAGCCAAAGUGAUGGUGAGUCCUACGGAAGUGGAUCUCACCCCGGAGCUGAUAUUCCAGAGCCAGCCCUUGCCCAGCUGCCCCUCUGUGCAGAUCGGAACUGGAGCCAUCCCAGUGGACAGAAGGAACAGCAGUACCAAGAGCAAAUCCCAUUCGGAAAUCAGCCUGGAGGGAUUCUAUGAGACAAAGCCACUUUCUCCUGUGCAGAAGGACCCCGUGGAGCUGCUUCUCCUGGACACUAAGGAACGCCUCUCCGUGGAGCUCCAGGACCGCCGCGCCCCUCUGGCCACCAUGGAGAGCCUCUCGGACAACGAAUCCAUCUACAGCUUCGAUUCCCGGCGCUCCUCCGGUUUCCGGAGCAUCCGGGGCUCCCCCAGCCUCCAUGCGGUCAUGGAGAAGGACGAGACGCACUGCUUUUAUAUAGACCCCGUUAUCCCUGAGGAAAACCCUUCCCUCAGCUCCCGGACAGAGCUGCUGGCUGCUGACAGCCUCUCCAAGCAUUCCCAGGAGACGCAGCCCCCGGAAAACGUCCUCAACAGCGGUGGCACCACCCCCCAGCGCCGCUGCAGCGCCGAGGGCACCGGGAGCGACGGGGAGCGCACGUCCUCGUCCCCUCGGGAAGAGCCGCCGCUCCACAACGGCCGCCUGGCCGACGUUCCCAGUCCCCAGGUGCUGGAAUUUGCAGAGUUCAUCGACAGCCUCUUCAACUUGGACAGUAAAAGCAGCUCCUUCCAGGACAUUUACUGCAUGAUGGUGUCGGACAGUUCCAGCGACUUUGCGGAGAUGCCCAAAUCCGUCAGCGACCAGGAGAUCCUGCUGAGGGCGCAGUACGAGCCUAACUUAGUCCCAAAGCCCCCGAGGUUGUUUGCGGGCUCGACGGAUCCCUCGUCGGGAAUCUCCGUGUCACCCUCCUUCCCCCUUAGCUCAUCCGGAGAACUCAUGGAUAUCACUCCCACGGGUGUGAGCAGCCAGGAGUGCCUGGCCACAGACAAAAUCCGGACUUCCACCCCCUCCGGACACGUAACCAGCCCUGCCAAGCAGGACGACCUCAUGAUUUCGGCCCUUUAGUGCAGGGGAAAGGGGUGGAAUGAUCCCAGUGGGAUAAUCCAUGGAGGCGGCUGUCAUCGGGCAGUUGGGAUCAGAGGAGACAGCUGGAAAAAUCCUUUCUGGGGUGACCCAGUGGUGGUGUCUGGAGGAUGGAUUGUGCUGGAAUCCUGUGCUUGGAGCUGGGAGAAGCUUUGCCCCAUGGGGCUUGAGAGGGUCUGAGGCACUAAAGUUCCCUACCUCAGCCUGUCUCAUUCCAGAGGCAGAUUCCUUGCCCUGGGGCACCUGCUGAGUUUGGGAGUGAGAUACCUGGAUAGAUGGAAGCAGGAGGGAGCCAGGCCAGAUCCCUCUCCUCGGGACCGAGCCAGUGGUUUUGGGAAAUGAGCGGAUUGAGACUUUGGGCCCUGUUGCACUACCACGGAUCCGGCCCAAGAUCCAAUUCGGCACACUUCCAUGGGGAUUGCUUUUGUAGGACACUCCCGUUUUAAAGCCAUUGGGGCUGUAUUCCCCCCAAAUCCAGUCUCCCCUUCCUGGCCAGGCACAGCAGGAAUGGGGCUGGCACCAUGGUUUCUCUCCCCCGAGCACUCCUGAGAGGGAAGGACGCUGUUCCCAAGAGCCCAAUCACUCUGCAUUUGGCAGAAAGUUCUCCUGGAUAUCACCCCCAUCACUCCUCAGUUCCCUGGACCCCUCCAAGCUGGCGACAUUCCUGUGGGACUGCCAGGAUUCUCAUCUCAGAGCUGCAUGGAUGUGGAUGGAUCAGCUGCAAAAUGUACCUGGCAUUAUUUUCCAGGCCCCUGUGGAGUCUGGGAGUCUCUCCUGGAUCCCUGGGGGUCCUCACACCACCCAUAUGCAGCAUCCGUGGAUCAGUGCCAGCCUCUGUCAUUGGGAAUUCAGGGAAAAGAUGGACUUUUCCCCAGUAUUGCAAUCUCUUGUAUGUUUACAGAGCUGCUGAGCUGGUUGGAAGGUAUUUAUUAAGGAAAUAGGGAGACUUUCCCAAAGGAAAAUCCAUGGUCAUCCUCUCCUUCCUGUGCUGUUCCCUCUGGGGACUGAGGGAAGAGAGGAUGGGCAGGCAGAAUUCCAAGCCCCCUGCUUCCCAAGUGGCUUGGAUUUGAGGGUAACCGCCUGCCCCCUCCCCACCUGCACAAUUCCAUGUAGGAAAGCUUGAGCAAGUUAGGAAAACUACCUGAGCCUCCGGGCCCAGAGGAGCCUGCUCUGCCUCUCCAGGCAGGUUUUCCAAUGAUGGUAGCAGGAGGAAAACUACCUAUUGUAGGAAAUGAAACGUUCUUGGGACCUGGAAAAGGCCUUGAAUUGCCACAACUCCCCCUCAAAGCUCAGCAGUUACUGAUGGCUCUCCCCGGAGCUCCAUCCUCCCUCCCUGGAAAAGAAAUUCCUGGUUUAACUUCCUUAGAAUCCUGUGGUUGCUCCCUUUUCCCCUCCUUAGCAGUGCUAUUUCCAUUGUGGCAGGAUGCUGUGCUUUCCAGGAGCUCAGCUCCUGGCAAAUCCCGGGCUUCCUGUUCUCCGUGUGGGCUGUGGAAGCGCCGGGAUGGGCCAGGGCUGUGCUUCCUGGGAGCCAGUGGGAUCCAGUGCCAUUGAGGAGCACUUUAUAACCGGUGUGCAUUGAUGUAAAUAAUCCUGGGUGCACGGAAUUCCACUGGAUUCUGAGUCCAGGUGCUGAUAUCCCACUCCAUCCAGCGUGGGAUGCUGCAGCCCCUGCUCCUUACCUGUUUCAGAGCUUUCAGAAGUGCUUCAAGCGGCCAGGAAAACAUUAUCCCUGUGGUUUAAGGUUCCAAAGGUGACCUUUCCCUGAGUGGAAUCAGAGGGAGGAAGCCCCUCUGGAUUCAGAGGAAUUCGGAGAAGGAAAAAUCCUUUUAUUCUGAGCAACCAGAAGUUCUUUUUGUUUUUGUAGGUCCUUAAAAAAGGAGCAGGGAGCAUGUGGUUUGGGAGCACAGGGUAAGGAGGAAUUCCUGCACUCAGGAAACACUACCGAGGUGAUUUUUCAGGAAUACGCACAAAAAUCUUGGAAGGUUUGAGGGGAAAAGGGGAGCUGAGGGGCAGGGAGGCCGGGGCUAGCAGGCUAGCUCCCCUUCUGGCCCAGGGGUUGGGAUAAGGAGCUCAUUCCUGCCCUUAAUCCCAGCAGGAAUUAACCCUUAGCACUAAGGCAGAGCUUGGGAUCUGCAAAGCACUUUAAAACACUAAGGAAAAGGAUCAUCUCUGUCCCUGGGAGCGACAUGGAUACCUGGGAUUAGAUGGAACUACUGGUGGGAGGUGCCUCCAGGUGAGGAAAAGUGGGAUAUCUCCCUCCUAAAAUGAUUCCAGUGGGAACCUGCUGAUGUUCCAUGACUCAAAUGUUGCACUAGAAAGUCCCUUCCUUCCCUGAACGUGUCCUGGAAGACUCAGUCCUGGGGUGACUGUUUCCUUCUUUGUGCCAUUGGAACUGUAUCCCAUAGGAAUGGCCUUCCCUUGCCCUGAGGGGAAGCAGUCUGGAAUGCUGCAGUUUUUUUGCUCUGUGAUUACUGGACUUUGGAAAACCUGGAAAUACAUAAUUCCUGGGAGGUGGGCUUGCCACAGGUCAAGGAGUAAAGGCACAAAAGAGCCCCUUGAAGGUUCUCAUUGUAUCCUGUCAUGGAUAAUUGCUGGUUUUUGUUGACAAACAGACCUGAUCCCAGUCCUCCCAAAUGAAAUCCAUGUUCUUGAAAUUAAUUCUGCUUUAAAUGUCUCCGUGUCUUGAUCCCCAUUACUGUGUCUUGAUCCCCAGCAUUCUGUGUCUCCAUUCCCGUCACUCCUUUGCUAUCUGGGCAUUUGGAAAGGCUGAUCUCCCAUAUCCUCCUGGGAAAGCACACCUGGAAUGCUGAAAUACAUGUUAAAGCUGCAGCUACCUCCUUCAUCUGUACUGUACACCCUUCCUGCUUUCUCUUCCUGCUCUCUCUUUGGGAAUACGAAGCAUCUCCAGUUUUCCAAAUCUUCUGGCUUCUGCUUCUUCCUCUUCAGCUUUGUGCCUUCUGAUCUUCGAAUAUUCCCAUGAUACUCCAACAGGAUGUUCCACCCUCUGCAGAGACAGUGCUGGAAGUGCCUGACACCCCAGAUCCCAGACCGACCAACAAGUCACCCAUUCCAUGCCUCAUCCUUAAAUCCAUUCUGGUCCUUCUUCCUUGGACUGAGUGACCUUUAAAGGUCCUUUCCAACACUGCUGAGUGUUGGUAUUCCAAGAGUUUCUUGGCAGAGGAAUGGAGCUGAGGCUCUUCUGCACCAGUAAAUUGAUUUUAUUGUUGCUUUCAUUGCAGCAGUGCCAAAAAUGUGGGAAGGAUCCUGCAGUGCUGAGGGUAUACCAGCUCUUUUCCAAUAUCUAUCAUUACUUCUUCUCUAUUGGGGCUGCCUUCUCCAUUUGGAAUAUUCAUUUCCUCCUAAAACUUCCCUCUUCUUUGCUCCUUGUUCUUCUCACCUAUUUCAGGAGCCACCUUAUCCCUCCCUUCUCUCAGGGUGCUAGUAGCUUGUUCCACAUCCUUGGUAGCACAUGGGAAACAUGGGAAAACUAUUCCAAAGCAGUUAAAUGAGAUUCUUGGAACAUUUUAGGAACCUUUUUCCAAAGCAAACAGAAUUUGUGGGAGGUAUUUUGGUCUCUGCAGAGGGCUGGGAUGGCAGAGGGUGAGGAGUGUGGUUAUAGAAUUCCAGUGAUUCCCAGUUCUAUUCUUUUAGGAUGUUGGAUUCCAGGAAUAGUUGAUGGUCCCAUGCAGGAUUAAAGUGGGAAUUCUGUUUCCAAGGGCACAUAAGAAGGAGGAAAAGCUCCAAGCGUGGGGAUACAGGAUGAAUAUCUAACACAUUCUCCAUGCACUUUGAUGUUUUCCCAGCUUUUGCUGCUCUUUUCCUGCAGGCAGAUAAUAUUAUUUCCAUGGACUCGCCCACACAGCUUUCAUUUACAAAUUGGGACAUAGGAAUAAUCAGGAUUACUCCUGGCAAUGGGAAUUAGGUGGGAUUAAUUAUUGCUGGAAUGGGUGUGUUUGGAUUUGUGUUUUGAGGCUGUAUCCACGAGCCUCCAUUGGGCAGCAGAGCCCUUCUGUAUUUGCCUUGGGAACUGCUGGGCUGGAGCUCCCCUCCAUGCUGGGUUUAUCCUUAUCCAUUCUGGGAUAUUCUUCCCUUGGCAGUAGGACAUUCUGGCUUUGCAGGAUGGGAGCAGGAAUAUUUAAUUACAGUGGGUUUAGGGAUAGUGGUUGUAACUGCACCUUUGAGUAACAUUGCCAAGGGAGGUGUGGAUUCUUCGUUCCUGGAAAUAUUCCAGGCCAGGUUGGAUAAAGCUUGGAACAACCUGGGCUAGGGAAAGAUGUUCCUGCCCAUGGCAGCAGGUGGGAGCUUCCAAAUGAUUCUGGAAUUCUGUGAUUCCCUGCUUGUAGUUUUACGGUGCUGCAGGAAAGGGAAGGUUGGAAUUCCAGCAGCACCUCUGCAUGGAUUGCUCUGCUGAGAAAUUCCUCUGAAGGAAGCAGUUGGAAAGCACUGUGUGGAACUGGACUCAUUGCUUUGUUCCCAGAGCCUGUGCAGUGCUGAUUUUUGGGAAGAGCUGCUGGAUUUUGGGAAGAGCCUCAUUUCUUGUGCCAAAGCUCCCUCUCAUGGCUCCUGCGUGGAAGAAGCAAUGCUGCAUGGAUCCUGCUGGAGGCAAACACUGCCCAUCCUUGGCAGCUGUGGGAAGAAGGAGAGGAGGGAAUAUUGCAGCUGGAAGCUGGGAUUCAGUCUGGGAGUCCUUUGCUCUCCAGUUGAAUCCCCAGGGGAAUUAUGGAUGGAGAGAGGGAUGGGAAGGGGGCUGAAUCAGCAGUCACUGAUGUCCUUCCCCUUCUUCUAGCUCCAAGGAGCUGCUUAAGGGCUGGAAAUUCCAAAUAGCCAAGGAUUAAGGCAAUUCCUUGCUUUGUCAUAGGGAAUCAUCAUGAGCCUCCAAAUGCUUUGCUGUCUCCAUUCCCAUUGUUUUUUCCAUGUUUCUUGAGUUCAUACCUCUUGUGCCUUUGUUCUCCCUAGCUUCAGGUCCCAAUUUCUGGGAUCAGACAUUUCCCACCUUACUUUCCCACUUCUCUGGGAGUAUGGAAGUGUGGCCAAGGCCUGGUAGGAGCUGCCCUUGCUCCCGAGGUCUCCUGUUCUGCCUCAGCCAGGACUUCCCACAUCUUCUCACUUUUCCCUGCUGCCUGGGGUCGUAUCCAAGUGCCAAAAGCAAAUCUUGACCUGAGGCAGGCAAUUUCCUGCAGCCCACACCAAGUUUCUCCCUGGCUCUGGAGCAGCCCCCUUCCAAAGGUAAGCUCCCUGGGAAUUUUUCCUGCUUUCCUUGUUGUCUCCAGUCCUUCUGACAUCACAGUGUCACACCAUGCUGCGUGCCCUGACUUUCCCACCUUCCCAGUGUACACCUAUGGGAUGAGGAGAACCUGUCCCUGUCUUGACCUCUUGAUUCCUGAAAAUCCUUGCAGCACAGGAACAAGCCUUGAUGUUGGUUUUAAUUUGGAUUCCACUUCCCUGCUUCCCAUCCCGGGCUUUGUGCAGUUCCGAUGGCUCAGAGUUGGAAAUCCCAGCUGGGGGUGGCAUGGACCUGUCCUGCUGGGAUAUCCACUUUUGGGAAGUUUGUCCUAGGACACUGCCACACCCUUUGGGUCCUAACUCCUUUCCUGGGAUGUCCCCAGCGCUUGGUGGUGGCAAAGUGGCCUCACCUGCAGCUCCAGCUUCCCACCUUUCCACAAGUCCAGGGGAUACUCUUGACCUCCUGUCCUGGCGCUAAGUGGAAUUCCUAAUGGCACAGGGAUAUUUGGGAAUGGGCUGUGCCUCCCUGUCUGGAAUGUUGAGCCCUGUGAGCCUCUUUCCUUUGGCUCUGCCUCUCUGGAAAAGCCCUUCCUGCCUGUCACCUGUGUUCCAUCUCGUGCUGGGGCAGCUCAGAGCAGGAUACCUCUGGAUUCAUUUCCUGCUGGAUCCCAAUUGCCUCCUUAGAUCUGAAACCUUUGGUAUUUUUGGGAGAAGCAGCCCUUCCAGGGAGCUCUGAGGCACUCCCACUGCUUCUGGCAGGGCUCGGAGCACUUGGAUAUGCAACUGGGGGGGAAAACAGCCCAGCAUCCUGCGUCCCCGUGCUCAUCCUGGGAAUGCUGCCCUCUGAAUCCCUGCUCCGAGCUGCCCCAGCAUGAAGAUUCCAAGGAAACUCAAGCACUCCUCAUGUGCCCUUCAUUCUCCAUGUGACUUUUUUGUACCUCUGUACGAAAGAUCUGAACUAAUCCCGCUGUAAAGAAAGAUCCGGAUGAAUUAUAACCUAAUUCCAGAAAUAUGGAUGUAUAUAAAUUUUCUGUAUAUUCUAUGGCACUCUGUAUAAAAUGGAUGUUGGAAGCAUGGCUGGAGUACGUGACUGUUCCCAAGGAUGUCCUGGACAUGGAUGGUUGGGAAUUGCCUGAGGUUUCUGCCUUAAAGGGUGGUGAGUGAGUUGGGAGAGGUGGGAAGGGCACCAGGAAUUGGGUGUACGGCUUUUGGGAAGGAUCCAGGAAAUCACUGGGGGUUGGUUGUUUCUUCUCCAGCUCUUUCUGCUCUGGAUCUCAGCCUUUGGAGUGGGAAAACACUUGGGGGAACAUGCAGAGCUUGUGGAUUUGCCAUCCCCUGGCCAGGUUGGAGCAGGGUGGAAGUUGUCUUGGAAGUAGUAGGAGAUGUCCCUGCUCAUGGCAGGGAUGAAACUGGAUCUUUAAGGUCCCUUCCCACCCAAACCAGUCCAGUAUUCCACGAUCCCUGUCCCUUGAGAUGAGUUCUAGGAAUCUCUCCUUCUGUGGAGAAGGAAAUAAAGGAAGGAACUGGAUGAUUUGAGUUAUUCCAAGUUCAACCUGUUCUAUAAAAAGAAGGAUUUUAGGGCAAACAGGGAAUUUUUUGGGAGUGGAUGGAAAUGACGGGGAUAGAAGAGGAGCAUGUGUGCUCUCAGUCAAGGAUAUAUCCCAAAUAUUCAAUUUAUUGGAUAUUCCUGCCUGAACAGUGUGGCAAUCUCCCCUUUGGAUGAACAAGAAGGUGCUGGGAUCCUUCUGUGAGCUGGGUGAGUCCAAACUGGGAUUUUCCCAGUGUCCUGCAGGACACGGCUCUGGAGUUGUAAGGCAGGAUUCUCACUGCCUGAGGGCUGUUCCCAGCUGAAUAAUUCCACAUAAUUCAUAUUCUGGAAAAGGGAAAAGAUGCACUUAUGGCUUACAGGGUCGGGGAAU
Messenger RNA from Pyrgilauda ruficollis (rufous-necked snowfinch), 10514 nucleotides. It is a transcript of the gene DAGLA, whose product is annotated as diacylglycerol lipase alpha. The record is from RefSeq and is a predicted model, not a curated record. Bases 256 to 3354 code for a protein of 1032 amino acids. Gene Ontology annotation, cellular component: dendrite membrane; postsynaptic membrane. NCBI's taxonomy places the organism in Eukaryota, Metazoa, Chordata, Aves, Passeriformes, Passeridae. Gene Ontology annotation, biological process: lipid metabolic process. The transcript has 21 exons.